Messenger RNA from Spinacia oleracea (spinach), 1234 nucleotides. RefSeq names its product stem-specific protein TSJT1. The record is from RefSeq and is a predicted model, not a curated record. Lineage: Eukaryota; Viridiplantae; Streptophyta; Magnoliopsida; Caryophyllales; Amaranthaceae. The coding region runs from base 229 to 993 and encodes 254 amino acids. The transcript is spliced from 5 exons.
GGUAAUCUUGCACCAGGCCACAAUUUUCAGUACAUUUUCAUAUGGUGAACUGGUGAUUGUCCUAUGACAUUGAUGUAUUGCCUGAUACUGGGAAAUAAGGUGUAUCUGGGAAGACAGUUCAAGUUCACUCCUUUGCUCAAGAAUUAGACAGAAAUCAUACCCAUUUUGAUCAAAUUUCAACCCAAAAAAGAAAAAGAAAGAAAUUUCAAGAAAAAGAGGAGAGAGAAAAUGUUGGCAGUGUUCAACAAGGAAGUAGCAAAGUGCCCAGAAGAGCUGAAGAAUGCUGAAUCAUUGGGAAAUGUGAAGGAAGAUGCUUUGAUUCAACAGUUUUCUUCAGUUCAUCCAAAUGCUCUUUCUGUUCAUCUUGGAGAUUCUGGGUUUAUUGCCUUUUCAUCUGAUAAGCAAAACCCUCUCUUACCCAGGCUUUUUGCAGUUGUGGAUGACAUAUUCUGCUUGUUUCAUGGACACAUUGAGAACAUACCUUCUCUAAAACAAUUGUAUGGAUUAACUAAAACUGCGAAUGAGGUUAGCAUCAUCAUAGAGGCUUACCGUUCCUUGCGAGACAGAGGCAGCAGUCCUGCUGAUCAUGCAUUGAGAAACAUUGAAGGGAAAUUUGCAUUCGUGAUUUAUGACAGUUCGAUAAAGACCACCUUCUUCUCUGUGGAUACUGAUGGAAGUGUCCCUCUUUUCUGGGGAACGGAUUCUGAAGAUCACCUUGUUCUCUCUGACAUUCCUGAGGUUAUGCAGAACGCCUGUGGCAGAUCAUUUGCUCCAUUUCCGAAAGGAUUCUUUUUUACAUCUGCUGGUGGCCUGAAAAGCUACGAGCAUCCACGAAAAGUGCUAAAGGCAGUUCCAUGGGUCGAUAGCUCGGGCCAAGCUUGUGGAUCAACUUUCAUGGUGACUGAAGAAUCUAACAAGGAGAACAAACAACUGGGAAUCAAAUCAGGAAUGCCUAGAGUUGGCAGUGAUGCUGAUUGGUCCAAGAAAAUAUGAAAAAUAAAUCAACAAAUCUUUUUUAUUAUCAUACAAUGCAAAGUCUUUUUCAUUGUCCUUCACAACUAACUUCUACUCGUGUUUUUAAUACCCAAGUGGGUUUUACUUCUUGGAUGUUAUAUAAAUUGCCUCAUUGGCAUUUCAGUUUUAUCAUAAAAAUAGUACAUAUUUGAAAAAAAAUAAUGUCGACAAUAAUUGUAUUUCACAUAUUUGUACAUUUGUGUACAUUUGUGUUCGAUCA